AAACACAGAUGGCGGCGGCGCGGCGCCAUUCCGGGCCCGGAGCAGGCAGCCAGCAGCCCUGUCCUCACCGCGGUCCGCCCGCCGCCGCUAAAUACCCGGAUGCGCCGCCCGAGCGCCAGACGCGGAGCUGGGAAAAGGGAGGCAGAGGAGGCGGAGGCGGAGGCAGAGCCGGGCGCUGAGACCGACCGACAGACCCGCGGGGCCGGGCCACGCAGAGCCGGCCCAGCGAGUGCCCCCCCUCCCCGCGACCCGAGCCAGGUCCGAGAGGCGGCCCCCGGCCUGGCCUGGGAGCCAGGAGCGCCCAGAGCAGAUCCCGAAUCAGGCUUCCCUCGGCCUCCGACGAGGGCUGGCCCUUUGGAAGGCGCCUUCUUCAACACAGGACCAGGCAGGCCACCAUGACCGAGAACUCCACGUCCACCCCGGCGGCCAAGCCCAAGCGGGCCAAGGCCUCCAAGAAGUCCACAGACCACCCCAAGUAUUCAGACAUGAUCGUGGCUGCCAUCCAGGCAGAGAAGAACCGCGCUGGCUCCUCGCGCCAGUCCAUCCAGAAGUACAUCAAGAGCCACUACAAGGUGGGUGAGAACGCCGACUCCCAGAUCAAGUUGUCCAUCAAGCGCUUGGUCACCACCGGGGUCCUCAAGCAGACCAAAGGGGUGGGUGCCUCGGGGUCUUUCCGCCUGGCCAAGAGCGACGAGCCCAAGAGGUCAGUGGCCUUCAAGAAGACGAAGAAGGAAGUCAAGAAGGUGGCCACGCCAAAGAAGACGGCCAAGCCCAAGAAGGCUGCCUCCAAAGCCCCAAGCAAGAAGCCCAAAGCAACCCCGGUCAAGAAGGCCAAGAAGAAGCCGGCUGCCACGCCCAAGAAAGCCAAAAAACCCAAGACUGUCAAAGCCAAACCAGUCAAGGCAUCCAAGCCUAAGAAGGCCAAACCAGUGAAGCCCAAAGCGAAGUCCAGUGCCAAGAGGGCCGGCAAGAAGAAGUGACAAUGAGGCUUUUCUUGUGGACACUCCUGCCUGUCUCCUGUUUUCUGUAAAUACUUUUUUCUUCUCACUUGAUCCUCAUCUGCAACCCUUUGCCCCUUCCUCGUCUGACUUUAUAAAGAGACAGAAUUUGGAUUCCUCAGAAAUUAGGGAAUAAUUCAUUUCUCUUGAAGCAGUCAUGCAAGGACAGCAACGACAAAUCUCUGUAAUGAUGUACUUCUAUUUUGUUUUGUUAAUUUGUCAUUAAUCUACUUAUGGUUUGGGGGAUUUGGGUGGGUUUGUGUGUUUUGUUCAGUUGGAUGGUUGAUUCAUUCGGAAGGUAAAAGUCGGGGGAGAAUGGGGCAAGGUAGCUUGUGGCAAGAUGACAGGGAGCCCAGCCUUGGUAAGGUUUUAAGUUGAACACUCCUCGUGAGUUGCAGAACGUUAGCGGAGAGGAGAGAGGUGGCAUCAGUGGGACGGCAAAGGAGGGAGCAGGGGAAAAAAAAAAACAAAAAACCCUGUCUGGGCUGAUUUGCACCUCCCAGUGGUGAGCAGUGGGGCAUCCACAUCCAGUUUCCUUCUCACUUCUGUUCCUUUGCCCCUGUAGCCUCCCUAUUGUCCUAGGUGAGGGGAGGAGGUCAAAAUGACAGCUGGUCCUAGAAAUUGUGGCUUCUCAGAAUCAGCUGGAGACUAGCUAUUGGGAGACCUCUGUGGCUUCCGAAGGUCUCCUGUGAAACAGCAGAGGAAGCUUUGGGGGAAGGGUGGGGAGUGGGUCAGCCAAGUGCCUCAGAGUGCCCUGUUAAAACUUGGUUUUUUUCCACACCAUCGGAUUGCAUCCUAGGAGGACCUUUUUUCCUUUUCGCCUGAUUUUUGGUUCCUCCUGUACAAGAGAUGGCUUUGCCAGGUGGUCGGCCGGGGCUCCAGCCCUGCCACCCGCCACUUAAAAACCUCCUGACCUCUUUACUUCUGAGUCUUUUAUGAGUAGUUGUAGAUGGGGGAGGAGGGGGGCGGGGAGUGGACAGUGAGACAUACUGCAGUUGACUUUGAAUUGCUAAGUAGUUUUACAGAGCUAGGUCUGUGUGUAUGUGUGUAUAUGUAUAUAUACAAUCUAGGGCUAGGACUUAACGUUUCACACCCGGGAGCUGGGAGAAAAAACCUGUACAGUCUUUCCCUUUUUUGUAAUAAAAUGGGAAAACGCGCAAUUGUGCGUCCUUCCCCUCCCCCCCCCACCAUCCCAACCCCCUUUUACUUUUUAAACAAGUGUUAUUUGUGCCGGGAAGAAUUUGCUGUCUUUGUAAUUUUGAAACUUUAAAAUAAAAUUGAAAAAAAAAAAAAAGGAAAAA
Molecule: messenger RNA, 2299 nt
Organism: Sus scrofa (pig)
Lineage: Eukaryota; Metazoa; Chordata; Mammalia; Artiodactyla; Suidae
Gene: H1-0
Product: H1.0 linker histone
Biological process (GO): negative regulation of DNA recombination; chromosome condensation; nucleosome assembly
Cellular component (GO): nucleus; nucleosome
Molecular function (GO): structural constituent of chromatin; nucleosomal DNA binding; double-stranded DNA binding
Source: RefSeq, a predicted model, not a curated record